AAAGGUGCCUGUGAGCCCCACUGAACCUCAAGCUUCUCUCAAAGACAUAGUCACAGAGGAGACAACAGACAUUAUGGGAUCGCUAUCAGUCUCUACCCACAAAGGACAUGUCCACUGGCAAGGGUUCCUGUUGGCCGUCUCACUCUUCAACUUCUGGUGCCAGCCCACUACAGCUCAACUUGCUAUUGUGUCUACCUAUGCUGCUGAAGGGAAGGAUGUGCUUCUACGUGUCCGCAAUAAGCCUCCUAAUCAUUCAGGCCUCCUGUGGUACAAGGGUGAAGGCACGAACAGAAAUAAUAUAAUAGCAUUUCUUUCAGAAAAGCCAGGAAUGUAUUUAUUGGAUCCUGCAUUUGGACGAGUGGUAUUAAAACAAGAUUGGUCCUUGCUGAUAAAGAGGGUCACCAAAGCUGAUGCAGGAAUGUACACUAUAGUAGUCUACCUUACAAAUCAAAGAAAAGAAAUAGGAUUUGGAAGGCUUACUGUAUACGAGCCUAAACUAGUGGUCUCUCUGGUAGCCAGUAACACCACGGUCAGAGAGAAUGAGGAUACUGCCAUCUUGACCUGCAACACAAAUGCACUCUUCAUCCAUUGGUUGUUCAAGGGCAUGGAUCUGAAGCUCAAUGAGCGCAUGAAGGUAUCUGAAGAUCAUCGAAGCCUCACCAUAAGCCCUGUGAAGAGGGAAGAUGCUGGAUAUUACUGGUGUGAAGUUUCCAACCCCAUGGGGUCUACUGAGAUGUUACUCUUCAACUUCUGGUGCUCACCUACCACAGCUGAAGUCUCUAUUGUGUCAACCUAUAUUGCUGAAGGGGAGGCUGCACUUCUACCUCUCCUCAAUACCCCUCCCAAAGUUCUAGCCUUCAUAUGGUACAGGGGGAAAAGCACAAGCAAAAAGAGUAUGAUUGCAUUUCUUUUCACAUUCUCAACGUAUGAUAUAAAAGGUCCUGCAUACAGGGGACGAGAGACAAUAAACCAUGAUGGAUCCUUGCUGAUAGAAAAUGUCACCAUGAAUGAUGCAGGAAUAUACACCGUAGUAGUCUAUGUUACAGAGUCAGAAAAAGAAAUUGGAUUUGGGCAUCUUAAUGUAUAUGAGCCAGAAUUGGUGGUCUACCUCAGAGUCAGUAACACGACAGUCACAGAGAAUAAGGAUAUUGUGGUCUUGACCUGCAACACAAAUGCACUCUACAUCCAGUGGUUGUUCUAUGGCAAGAAUCUUCAGCUCAAUGAACGCAUAAAGAUUUCUAAAGACCACCGAAGCCUCACUAUAGAUCCCGUGAAGAGGGAUGAUGCUGGGAUUUAUUGGUGUGAUGUCUCCAACCUCAUGAAUUCUACUGCAAGUUUGCCUGUUGUACUGCAUGUGAAAAUUGAGUGA
This is a messenger RNA of Artibeus jamaicensis (Jamaican fruit-eating bat), 1369 nucleotides long. RefSeq names its product carcinoembryonic antigen-related cell adhesion molecule 21-like. The record is from RefSeq and is a predicted model, not a curated record. The coding region runs from base 74 to 1369 and encodes 431 amino acids. The transcript has 5 exons. Gene Ontology annotation, cellular component: plasma membrane; cell surface. Gene Ontology annotation, molecular function: protein tyrosine kinase binding. Gene Ontology annotation, biological process: signal transduction; regulation of immune system process. Lineage: Eukaryota; Metazoa; Chordata; Mammalia; Chiroptera; Phyllostomidae.